Messenger RNA from Cyclopterus lumpus (lumpfish), 2597 nucleotides. RefSeq names its product integrin-linked protein kinase. Gene Ontology annotation, cellular component: focal adhesion; stress fiber. Lineage: Eukaryota; Metazoa; Chordata; Actinopteri; Perciformes; Cyclopteridae. The record is from RefSeq and is a predicted model, not a curated record. Gene Ontology annotation, molecular function: ATP binding; protein kinase activity; protein binding. The transcript has 13 exons. Gene Ontology annotation, biological process: cell-matrix adhesion; integrin-mediated signaling pathway; substrate adhesion-dependent cell spreading. The coding region runs from base 296 to 1654 and encodes 452 amino acids.
CCUUACCGCCUACGUACGGCGGCGGCGAGGGUGUGGACGUCCCACAGCGUUCAAUCUCCUGGAGACAACAUAACGUCGCUAAUAACUUCUAACCGAAUUACACAGCAACAACGCGAGCACACCCGGGUUGCUGGAGUGCUGCGCAGCUUCUUCGUAGCUCAUUAUUCCAGAUGACGGACUGAUGCUGGCCAGGACCCUGCUGAACCCCUUGGGUCGCCUCUCUCAUCUCUCCCAGUUCAGCUCUGCAACUAAUCUGACGGGUGUACCUUAAGAGAAGGAGAAUUCACGAGCCAAAAUGGAUGAUAUCUUCACGCAGUGCCGGGAAGGCAAUGCAGUGGCAGUCCGCUUAUGGUUGGACAACACAGAGAACGACCUCAAUCAAGGAGAUGACCACGGCUUCAGCCCUCUCCACUGGGCGUGCAGGGAGGGCCGCUCCAGCGUGGUGGACAUGCUCAUCAUGAGAGGGGCUCGCAUUAACGUUAUGAAUCGGGGGGACGACACGCCUCUGCACCUGGCCUCCAGCCAUGGACAUCGCGACAUCGUGGGAAAGCUGAUCCAGUGCAAAGCAGACACUAAUGCAGCUAAUGAACAUGGGAACACACCACUGCAUUAUGCCUGCUUCUGGGGCCAAGACCUUGUGGCUGAGGACCUUGUGACUAAUGGGGCUCAGGUGAGCAUCUGUAACAAAUAUGGAGAAACUCCUAUGGACAAAGCCAAACCUCACCUGCGUGAACUCCUCAGAGAAAAGGCUGAGAAAAUGGGACAGAACUUGGCUAAAAUUCCCUUCAAGGACACGUUCUGGAAAGGCACCACGAGAACUCGACCCCGCAAUGGCACUUUGAACAAACAUGCAGGUAUUGACUACAAACAGCUCUCUCUCCUGGCUAAAAUAAAUGAGAACCAAUCUGGAGAGCUGUGGCAAGGGCGCUGGCAAGGAAAUGAGGUUGUUGUUAAGGUGCUAAAAGUUCGCGACUGGACCACAAGGAAAAGCAGAGACUUCAAUGAGGAAUAUCCCAAACUCAGGAUAUUCUCCCACCCGAAUGUCCUACCCAUGUUGGGAGCAUGUCAGUCUCCUCCCGCCCCUCACCCCAUCAUCAUCACACACUGGAUGCCUUAUGGCUCCCUUUACAACGUGCUGCAUGAAGGCACCAACUUUGUGGUGGACCAGACACAGGCGGUGAAGUUUGCGCUGGACAUUGCUUGUGGAAUGGCCUUCUUACACACUCUUGAACCCAUGAUCCCUCGCCACUAUCUCAACAGCAAGAGUGUUAUGAUAGAUGAAGACAUGACAGCCAGGAUCAGCAUGGCAGAUGUCAAGUUCUCCUUCCAGUGUCCUGGCAGGAUGUACUCGCCUGCAUGGGUAGCCCCCGAGGCCCUGCAGAAGAAGCCAGAGGAGAUCAACCGUCGGUCAGCAGACAUGUGGAGCUUUGCUGUUCUGCUGUGGGAGUUGGUGACCAGAGAAGUGCCGUACGCUGACCUCUCAAACAUGGAAAUUGGCAUGAAGGUUGCCUUAGAGGGCUUAAGGCCCACCAUCCCCCCCGGCAUUUCGCCCCACAUCUGCAAGCUCAUGAAGAUAUGCAUGAACGAGGACCCAGCAAAGAGGCCCAAAUUUGACAUGAUUGUGCCAAUUCUGGAAAAAAUGCAGGACAAGUGAAAGACCCCCUCUGCCCUGAACCUGACUUAGGGGAACUCUGACCCCAAAUAUCCCUUUUGAUAUGGUGGUGUGGUGCUUACCAAUAUUGCCUUAAACUCGUACUCUACCGCUGCAUUCAAUGCCACUGUAGCUUCUGAGAUGAAUUCAGCAGCAGUCACGUCUUUUACGUUGUUUUUUCAAAGUGUUUCAAGUUUGUAUUGGUGUCUCCAUCUGUGUCACUGAUCUGCUGAUGCUGCGCAUCAUAAAAACUCAUCAUGUGGACUGAGUACAAUCCUCUUCAUUCUGCUAGACUGAAUAACCUGUGGAGGUCAGCAUGACAGUGGAUGUAAGGCCUUAUAGUUCUUAACUGGAGUUGGCUGGCGGCUGAAAAGUCACCCUGCAAGGAAACUGCUCCUGUAUAAUGUUGUCUCUUUAUAAAAUAAAUAACAUAUUUCCUCAAAGCUUGCCUUGUGGGGAAAACACCUGUGUGUAACUGGGCUAGCAUGACAAAUGUCUGAAAACAAGCAUUUAAACAACAUUUAAGAUUAAGAAAAUGAGUGAUGCCUGUGAGAGUACGUAGCAGUGUUGUACCUUCCAGCUUAAACUUGACCUGCUGACAACUAUAUAAAACUUGCCAUUGAAACGUUAUGUCCGGUGCAGCAAAAAAUGUCGGUGUUGAUCAUUGCAAUGUUGGGAUUAUUUUUCAAACUGCAUUGCAAGAUUGCUGAUUUCCUUUGGUUUAUAACUAGAUUACUUCAAUAAAUGACUGUAAUCUAGUUUAUUUUCAUUAUUUACCCUUCAAACGUGUAACAGUUUUAUUAUGAUCAAAUUAUGUACUUCCCUACAAAGAGUACAUAGUCGCCUUUUCAAGAUGUCUAAAGGUGUUUGUGUUAAAAUCACAUGUUUUCAUGUUAAAUACUGGCAACGUAUGUAAUCCAACACUCAAUACAUUGUUUCCUAGUAA